AUGUCUCGCCGAAACGAUAGUUCGAGAAGACAUCGCAAAUCACGUGCUGUCAAAAAUGAUCACGAAUAUCCGUUGGUUUCGUUCGAUGGAGGAGUUGAGUCCUACGAAAUCCCAGCCGACGAGGGCAAAAGCCCAGUUCACACUCGUCUCUCGCAGACUUCGACUCCAGGGGAAGUGAAGUACAUGGAUGAGAUUGCUCUGCUCAAGCGUGGACGUAUCGAUAAAGAUGCGCCGAAGCAUCCAUACAACCGUCGUGGACAGCCACCGCCGAUCUCUGAACUCUCGAUUCCAUCGCCGCUUCCAACGAAAAGUCCGGGUCUUCACACUGUGAUGAAUGGGGUUCCAGAUGCCACGAAAAGCUACAAAGUCGGAUCCGAUGGAGAAUUGAAGUACUCGACAAUCAAGGGUGGAGGCGAAAGAUACGAGCUCUCCUCUGACAAGCAAUUCACAUGCUUCCAACAAACUGCUGGCGAAACUUGUCUCUUCACUUUCAGAGAUUAA
Caenorhabditis briggsae is the source of this 501-nucleotide messenger RNA. Bases 1 to 501 code for a protein of 166 amino acids. NCBI's taxonomy places the organism in Eukaryota, Metazoa, Nematoda, Chromadorea, Rhabditida, Rhabditidae. The transcript is spliced from 2 exons. The record is from RefSeq and is a predicted model, not a curated record.